Salvelinus fontinalis (brook trout) is the source of this 8826-nucleotide messenger RNA. Its product is annotated as amyloid-beta A4 precursor protein-binding family A member 1-like. Gene Ontology annotation, cellular component: cytoplasm; plasma membrane; dendritic spine. Lineage: Eukaryota; Metazoa; Chordata; Actinopteri; Salmoniformes; Salmonidae. Bases 645 to 3878 code for a protein of 1077 amino acids. Gene Ontology annotation, molecular function: amyloid-beta binding; protein binding. The transcript is spliced from 14 exons. The record is from RefSeq and is a predicted model, not a curated record. Gene Ontology annotation, biological process: chemical synaptic transmission.
CAUGGGGUAAAAUUGAACUGGCAUCCGGAAUAGCAUGGAUAGAUUAAACAGACUAGGGAUUUUCUAUGUGAAGUCUAGUUGAAGACAAUAGAAGCCGUUCAAGACAGCUGGAGCAGCCGGCCAGAUACAAUUCUCCUCAUUUAAAGAUGAUUUUUGCAGGCAUUGUUUGUAAUCCCCCUCUGAUGUCACGCCCGGUGGCUAGGAAGGAAGGGCUGAGGCAGCGCGCGCACAGCACAGCACACACAGACCAACCGAAAGCUGACGAGCCCAGCCGGCUAGAGCGAGAGGGAGAGGUGGGGAACGAAACGACAGACGGUGGAAUUGCAUGGAAGACUCACCGCACUCUAGUAGAAACACCCAUAUUGAAACACCUGAGGCUGGGGCUGCUGUGAUCUGAGGCACUGUCCCUACAUGCCUGUACCAGUCUAAGGACUCCAGUAGUUGCUUUCAACCACCAUCUCCACAUUACCACAAAACCAUAGGGUCCAACCCUGGCCUCUGCUCCAAGGAGCCACCUAACCACCCUCCACACCCAUAGAUGGUUCUAGAAGAAGAUCUGAGCUGCUUGUCUCCCACACGACGGCAGACCAUGCAUUUUGCCUAAACCCAUCCCCCCUCUUCCUCUCAACCAAUCCGAGGCAGCCAUGAACCCCCAGGAGUCGGAGUUAGGCCAGGAACUGAGCGAGGACGUGGAACCCGACUUGCCCCCUCCUCAACGCCGUCGCCGCGACAACAACACUGCCACAAACAGCAGGCGACCCCGGCAGCCUAGCAACCAUAGUAGUGAAAACAACAACCACGCUGCUCCGCGCUACAGGAGGUAUAAUGAGGCCCCUGGUGCAGGUGGCAGCAGAAUCAGAGGAGCCCCACAGCGGAGGUCAACAGAGGAGCCAGAGGCAGAGCUGCACCAGGGGGCCCAGUCCCCUCCCCAGCAGCCCCAGCCUCAGCCCCAGCAGGCCCAGGGUCAGUCUCAGCCCAUCCCGCGACCUGCAGUGACACGUUACCGCAGACAGGAGGACAGUGAGGCCAGGCUCAGAGCACAGCAGCAGAGACGCACACAGAGACAGCAGAGAGAGGCUGAGAGGGCCCAGCAACAACAACCACCUCCACCAGGCCCACAGCCUGUUCACUCUCUACCCCCACAACCAGAUGAAACGGAGGAGCAACCACCUCCACUAGGCCCACAGCCUGUUCACUCUCUACCCCCACAACCAGAUGAAACGGAGGAGCAACCACCUCCACUAGGCCCACAGCCUGUUCACUCUCUACCCCCAAAAUCAGAUGAGCCGGAGGAGGAUGAGAGUGAACAGAGAGAUGAGAGAGAGAGGGAGAGAGAGGGUGAUGAUUAUGCAUUAGCUCGUUCUGCUAGCACGGAAAGCGGUUUCCACACACACACAGACCGGGCGGAGGGCGAUGCCGUCAUGGCACUAGAUCAUGAGGAGGAGGACGGAGGUACCUACGAGGUGACGCUUCGCCCAGAGGCAGAGGGAUACACAGAGAGUGCUGAGUCAGAGCAACAACACCCUCACCCCAACCUGAACCUCAACUACCCCCCUCAGCCCCCUCCCUUACCCCGGGAACCCCUACCAGAUGUUGGGAGACCCCCCAGUCAGGAGGAGGCAGAGGAGACCCUGAACCCUGGAGGAGGUUACUCCAACUACGUCUACACCCAGCCUCUCUACCGCCGUGGGGGAGGGACCAGCAGACCAGGGGGGCGGGACAGCAGCGUGGAGGAAGGGGUGGAGCCAGAAGACGAGGCGUAUUCUGAAGCCUACGACUACUCCCUGACAGAACACGUCUACGAGGAGAUCGGCGACGCUCCCUCUUCUGCUGCAAAGGUUGCAGAGCCUAUGGACGCCAAUGAGAACCUCCAGCAGAGGAAGGCGGGGUUCCGUCUGUUUGAGGGGCGGGAAGGAGGCGGGGACUACCGACAGCAGGAGGCGGUGGGGUCACGGCUCCACCACUACGAUGAACGCUCGGAUGGGGAGUCGGACAGCCCGGAGAAGGAGGCGGAGUUUGCUCCGUACCCACGGGCAGACAGUUGCGACCAGGACGGGGAAGAGGACAUCGACAUGAUCGUAGCCGAGGUCAGAGAGAGUCUCAGCUCUCAGAGUCUGGACAGAGCUGCUGCCGGGCUACGGGAGGGAGGAGAGGAAGAGGAAGAGGACAUGAUGGAAGGAGGAGAGGAAGAGGAGGGAGAGUGGCCCGAAUCCGAACACGCUCACAAUUCUCAAUCCGAUGCGCCCACAGACUCCACAUACCGGAAGGGAGAGAUAGAAGGAGAGGGAGAUGAGAGUGAAGAAGAGAGCUUCCCAGCCCCAGCAGACUCUGACGACUGGUCUGGGGUUCGUAACAGUCGUGAAAAGAGAGACGCCAUCUCCCUGGCCAUAAAGGACAUCAAGGAGGCCAUAGAAGAGGUGAAGACCAGGACGGUGAGGUCACCCUAUACCCCUGAUGAACCUAAAGAGCCCAUCUGGGUGAUGAGACAGGACCUGAGCCCCACCGCUGAGUGUUGUGACCUGCAGCCCUCACUAGGUGGCGACUCUCCAGGCUCAGACUCUCAGGCCUCUCCUCAGGGUGCGGAGUCUUCCGUCAGGACGCCCAUGCUCGAGGGGAGUGACAGCUUCGAGUCUCCACCCCCCUCCACUAAAGAGUCCAGGAGAAGUCUCGCCUCCUUCCCUACCUAUGUAGACGUCCCAGGUCCGUGUGACCCAGAGGACCUGAUCGAUGGGAUCAUCUUUGCUGCUAACUACCUGGGCUCCACCCAGCUGCUGUCUGACAAGACGCCCUCCAAGAACGUCCGUAUGAUGCAGGCCCAGGAGGCCGUCAGCCACAUCAAGACAGCCCAGAAAUUAGCCCAAAACAAGAUGAAGCAGACUCCAGAGGGUGAGGCCCAGCCCAUGACAGAGGUGGAUCUCUUCAUCUCCACCCAGAGGAUCAAAGUCCUUAAUGCUGAUUCACAGGAGACCAUGAUGGAUCACACCCUGAGGACCAUCUCCUACAUCGCUGACAUCGGCAACAUCGUGGUUCUGAUGGCGAGACGCCGUAUGCCCCGCCCAGACUCAACGGACAGUGUGGAGGUGUCUGAACCUGACCAGGAGGAAAAACAAAGCCAGUACAAGAUGAUUUGUCACGUUUUUGAGUCGGAGGAUGCCCAGCUGAUAGCCCAGUCUAUAGGCCAGGCCUUCAGUGUGGCGUACCAGGAGUUCUUGAGGGCUAACGGCAUCAACCCAGAGGACUUGAGUCAGAGGGAAUACAGUGAUCUGCUCAACACUCAGGACAUGUACAAUGAUGACCUCAUACACUUCUCCAAGUCUGAGAACUGCAAAGACGUUUACAUUGAGAAGCAGAAAGGUGACAUUCUGGGCGUGGUGAUUGUGGAGAGUGGGUGGGGCUCCAUCCUGCCCACAGUCAUCAUCGCCAACAUGAUGCAUGCUGGUCCAUCUGAGAAGUCUGGUCGUCUGAACAUCGGAGACCAGAUCAUGUCUAUUAACGGGACCAGUCUGGUAGGACUACCCCUGUCUACCUGCCAGACUAUCAUUAAGGGUCUGAAGAACCAGUCUCGUAUCAAGCUGAACAUCGUAAGGUGUCCUCCCGUAACCACGGUGCUCAUCAGACGACCUGACCUCAGAUACCAGCUGGGCUUCAGCGUACAGAAUGGCAUUAUCUGCAGCCUUAUGCGAGGGGGCAUCGCUGAGAGGGGAGGGGUCAGGGUUGGCCACCGCAUCAUCGAGAUCAACAGCCAGAGCGUAGUGGCCACGCCCCACGAGAAGAUUGUCCACAUCUUGUCCAACGCCGUGGGAGAGAUCCACAUGAAGACGAUGCCAGCUGCCAUGUACCGCUUGCUAACUGCCCAGGAGCAACCCGUUUACAUCUAGAACUGACCUCACCCUGUGACUCUUCACCUUUGACCUCUUAUCCUGACCCCCAGCUCACUGCACCCUCUGUGUGUGAGGCAAUUCCUCCCCCUCUCCCCAAACCCCAGCUCACCAUUGGAGAAUGAAGCUUCUAUAGCCUUACGAGUGGACCUAUCAUGUGCUCUGGAUUACUCUCCAAUCCGAUUGUUUUGCUGUGGAGAGUAGAGGUGGGCUGUACCAGACAGCUUGUUCAAGCCCCUCCCAUCCCGAGGUUCAUUUCCUGCUCUUCUCUCUCAUCUCUUGUUCUCUCCCUCUGUCUUUCUGUCUUUUUUCCCUCUCUCUCUUUCUCUCAGCAUUAUCUCCUUCUCCAUUCUCUCCCUACCUCUCUUGCUCUCUCCCUCUCUCUCUUUCUCUCAGCAUUAUCUCCUUCUCCAUUCUCUCCCUACCCCUCUCUCUCUCUCUCUCUUUCUCUUGCCGGCUGCACUCAUCUGAUAUAAUGUUAGGGUUACCUCUGUGUUCCUCUGUGUUCUCCCACAACAUAAACAAGAAGAAAGGGAGUGUGAAACCUGCUGAUUAUUAACAAGUGGUACCACUCUGAACAACCAAUCACAUAUUCUUCCUCAUAACAUUCCACACCUUCCAGCUAACAUUAACGAGAGUCGAGGCAGAGGAUGAAAGACUCUGCCAGCCCACCAGAACAGAUGAAGAAAACAAAACGUUCCCAUCUUUCCAACUUUAGUUUUUCCCUUUAUUUUGUGUCCAGUAUGUUUUUAUGGCUGAGAUUUGGCCUGAUUUAUCCAGCAUUACAAGCUGCUUUCUCUCUCUCUCUAUGCCCAGGCAUCUGUUAUUGUCAGAACCGAUCUCAUCCACAGGAGGUACACUAUCAAUCAAAUUCAAUCAAAUGUAUUUAUAAAGCUCUUCUUACAUCAGCUGAUGUCACAAAGUGUUGUACAGAAACCCAGCCUAAACCCCCAAACAGCAAGCAAUGCAGGUGUAGAAGCACUACACCCACCCAAUGAUUUACAACCUUCAAAGGAAUCCAUGUUCCCUUACGAAAACCAGUUCUACAAGACCGGAGACUCGGCUCGGCACGGCUCCAGUCACGUGCACGGCUGAUAUUGGUCUAUUCACGUGCUCACGUGCACGGUUUAUUUCCACCCUGGGAAGAGCAGGGGAAGAACUGCAUCAUCAAACCGCCAUAUGUCAGGAAAGUUGAACAACAUUAAGGAUUUUACAGGCACUCUGAGACCGGUGCUAACGUGAUGCAUUCCAUCCAGAGCUAUAUGGCUUUGUCUGAUGGAGCAACAGGGGGUGAUGGACUUUGUCUGAUGGAGCAACAGGUGGUGAUGGGCUUUGUCUGAUGGAGCAACAGGGGGUGAUGGGCUUUGUCUGAUGGAGCAACAGGGGGUGAUGGGCUUUGUCUGAUGGAGCAACAGGUGGUGAUGGGCUUUUUCUGAUGGAGCAACAGGGGGUGAUGGGCUUUGUCUGAUGGAGCAACAGGGGGUGAUGGGCUUUGUCUGAUGGAGCAACAGGUGGUGAUGGGCUUUGUCUGAUGGAGCAACAGGUGGUGAUGGGCUUUGUCUGAUGGAGCAACAGGGGGUGAUGGACUUUGUCUGAUGGAGCAACAGGGGGUGAUGGACUUUGUCUGAUGGAGCAACAGGGGGUGAUGGGCUUUGUCUGAUGGAGCAACAGGGGGUGAUGGGCUUUGUCUGAUGGAGCAACAGGUGGUGAUGGGCUUUGUCUGAUGGAGCAACAGGGGGUGAUGGGCUUUGUCUGAUGGAGCAACAGGUGGUGAUGGGCUUUGUCUGAUGGAGCAACAGGUGGUGAUGGGCUUUGUCUGAUGGAGCAACAGGGGGUGAUGGGCUUUGUCUGAUGGAGCAACAGGUGGUGAUGGGCUUUGUCUUGUCUGAUGGAGCAACAGGUGGUGAUGGGCUUUGUCUGAUGGAGCAACAGGUGGUGAUGGGCUUUGUCUUGUCUGAUGGAGCAACAGGGGGUGAUGGGCUUUGUCUGAUGGAGCAACAGGUGGUGAUGGGCUUUGUCUGAUGGAGCAACAGGUGGUGAUGGGCUUUGUCUGAUGGAGCAACAGGUGGUGAUGGGCUUUGUCUUGUCUGAUGGAGCAACAGGUGGUGAUGGGCUUUGUCUUGUCUGAUGGAGUAACAGGUUGUGAUGGGCUUUGUCUUGUCUGAUGGAGCAACAGGUUGUGAUGGGCUUUGUCUUGUCUGAUGGAGCAACAGGUUGUGAUGGGCUUUGUCUUGUCUGAUGGAGCAACAGGUUGUGAUGGACUCUGUCUUGUCUGAUGGAGCAACAGGUUGUGAUGGGCUUUGUCUUGUCUGAUGGAGCAACAGGUUGUGAUGGGCUUUGUCUUGUCUGAUGGAGCAACAGGUGGUGAUGGGCUUUGUCUUGUCUGAUGGAGCAACAGGUGGUGAUGGGCUUUGUCUUGUCUGAUGGAGCAACAGGUGGUGAUGGGCUUUGUCUUGUCUGAUGGAGCAACAGGUGGUGAUGGGCUUUGUCUUGUCUGAUGGAGCAACAGGUUGUGAUGGGCUUUGUCUUGUCUGAUGGAGCAACAGGUGGUGAUGGGCUCUGUCUGGUCUGAUGGAGCAACAGGUUGUGAUGGGCUUUGUCUUGUCUGAUGGAGCAACAGGUGGUGAUGGGCUUUGUCUUGUCUGAUGGAGCAACAGGUGGUGAUGGGCUUUGUCUUGUCUGAUGGAGCAACAGGUGGUGAUGGGCUUUGUCUUGUCUGAUGGAGCAACAGGUGGUGAUGGGCUUUGUCUUGUCUGAUGGAGCAACAGGUGGUGAUGGACUGUCUUUGUGCCUCCUGGAAAAACGGGUUGUAGCUAAAUACUGUAGUACGAUAGUUCACCAAGAUUUCUGCUAAAACAGAACACAUCCAUCUAAAUCAGAGGAUAGAUAGCAGAAGAGAUUACCCAGACUGAAGCACCAAGUUAAGCGUCUUCAUUUUUGUCAUGCUGAAAGUUGGAUUAGAAUUGUACACCAAACUGAAGUUCGGGUUAGGAUUAGACUGUGUUACAAUACCAACUAAAAAGUUCAAUGAUAUUAUUUUGCAUUUUAUUUUGUAAUGGAGAAAUGUACAUUCCACCGUCUUAUUCAAUAGACACACAAUUUGUUUUUAUUUUGUCUUGAAUUUAAUCAGCAGUAUUUAUGCGAGACCAUACUGUAAUUAUGUUAAUCGAACAUCAUAUAUUAUAAUAUAGUACAUUGCAUUUGGAUCUCAAUCUUUAUACUUGAAGGAUGUUCAUCAUAGUUCAGGAAAUGGGCCAUUAUUUUGUUGUUUAAAAAACCACAUAAUUUAUGCAUUUAUUUUUAGAUGUAAUUUUAUCUCACAGAUGUGAUGAAUUUAAGGUACUUUGAAUCAACAUAAUCUCACAGUUCUCUGGUGUACAUGUAUUCACAAACCCUCAGUGAUCUGCUGCAUGAAGGGGCUACAAGGGAUUAAAUAGGCUACAGCAGGGUUCCCCAACUGGUGGCUCGCGGUUGACUUUAUUUGGCCACCCAAGUUUUCCACAACAACAAAAAAUAAAAUAUAUUUAUAUACACUACAGAUCAAAAGUUUGGACACACCUACUCAUUCAAGGGUUUUUCUUCAUUUUUACUAUUUUCUACAUUGUAUAAUAAUAGUGAAGACAUCAAAACUAUGAAAUAAACACAUAUGGGAUCAUGUAGUAACGAAAAAAGUGUUAAACAAAUCAAAAUAUAUUUUAUAUUUGAGAUUCUUCAAAUAUCCACCAUUUGCCUUGAUGACAGCUUUGCACACUCUUCGCAUUCUCUCAACCAGGUUCACCUGGAAUGCUUGUCCAACAGUCUUGAAGGAGUUCCCACAUAUGCUGAGCACUUGUUGGCUGCUUUUCCUCCACUCUGCGGUCCGACUCAUCCCAAACCAUCUCAAUUAUGUUGAGGUCGGGGGAUUGUGGAGGUCAGGUUAUCUGAUGCAGCACUCCAUCACUCUCCUUCUUGGUCAAAUAGCCCUUACACAGCCUGAAGGUGUGUUGGGUCAUUGUCCUGUUGAAAAACAAAUGAUAGUCCCACUAAGCUCAAACCAGAUGGGAUGGUGUAUCGCUGCAGAAUGCUGUGGUAACCAUGCAGGUUAAGUGUGCCUUGAAUUCUAAAUAAAUCACUGCCAGUGUCACCAGCAAAGCACCCCCACACCAUCACACCUCCUCCUCCAUGCUUCACGGUGGGAACUACACAUGCGGAGAUCAUCCGUUCACCUACUCUGCGUCUCACAAAGACAUGGCGUUUGGAACCAAAAAUCUCAAAAGGACAGAUUUCCACCGGUUUAAUGUCCAUUGCUCGUGUUUCUUGGCCCAAGCAAGUCUCAUCUUCUUAUUGGUGUCCUUUAGUAGUGUUUCCUCUGAACAGUUGAUGUUGAGAUGUGUCUGUUACUUGAACUCUGAAGCAUUUAUUUGGGCUAAAAUCUCUGAGGUGCAGUUAACUUUAAUAAACUUAUCCUCUGCAGCAGAGGUAACUCUGAGUCUUCUUUCCUGUGGCGGUCCUCAUAAGAGCCAGUUUCAUCAUAGCGCUUGAUGGUUUUUGUUCUGGAUUGACUGACCUUCAUGUCUUCAAGUAAUGAUGGACUGUCGUUUCUCUUUGCUUAUUUGAGUUGUUCUUGCCAUAAUAUGAACUUGGUCUUUUACCAAAUAGGGCUAUCUGCUGUGUACCCUCCAUACCUUGUCACAACACAACUGAUUGGUUCAAACGCAUUAAGAAGGAAAGAAAUUCCACAAAGUCACACCUGUUAAUUGAAAUGCAUUCCAGGUGACUACCUCGUGAAGCUGGUUGAGAGAAUGCUAAGUGUGUGCAAAGCUUUCAUCAACGCAAAGGGUGGCUACUUUGAAGAAUCUAAAAUAUAUUUUGAUUUGUUUAACUCUUUUUUGGUUACUACAUGAUUCCAUAUGUGUUAUUUCAUAGUUUUGAUGUCGUCACUAUUAUUCUACAAUGUAGAAAAUAGUAA